UUUCACGGGCCCCUUGGCCAGGGCUCCCUGGCGGCGUCAGCCAGUGUGGCACCUUCUGCCCCCACCGCCCUCAGGUUUCAUCAGGGUGAUGCUGGCCGGGCCGCCCGGCGACCGCGCUCAAGGGCAGGCAACAAUGCGCCUCUGGCAGAGUUUUGCAGGGCCCAGGAGGGCCUGGGCCCGGCUGCAAACAGACCCCCGCGGGCUCUGAGCUGUGCGUGGAGAAGACCCGCACCCGCUACCUCUGCCGGGCGCCGCAGGAACAGCCAGCCCAUGCCUCACGCCAAGCCCCGGCGCCCGGUCCAGCCAGCCCGCCUAUGUAGGACAGACCGCUCCCGGAGAUCCACGGGGCCUGAAAGAUGAUGGACUCCGGGGGGCCGCCACAGCGGGGGCUGUGCUUUCUCUCCACGCUGCUUUCACAGAAGGUCCCCGAGAAGUCGGACACGGUGCUUCGCUGCAUGAUCUCCGGUCAGCCCAAACCAGAGGUAACCUGGUAUAAGAAUGGCCAAACCAUAGAAGAGUGCGGCAUUAUUUCCAGUUAUGAAUUCUUCCAGAAUCAGUAUAUCCAUAUGUUACAUCUCUACUGCUGCACCCAGGACGACGCUGCUGUCUACCAGGUCUCCGCCAAGAACGGGCAGGGCAUGAUCUGCUGCUCUGCCUCCCUCGAAGUCGAGCGCCCGACCACCCUGCCGGGCCCUGGGGCCCCAGAGACCAGGCCCGUGGACUGCGAGAAGGCCCCUCCUAACGCGGCCCAAGCCAGGACCUCCUGGGCCGCCCCCGGGUCAGCUGACACCCCCUCCUCCCAGAGCCAUGGCUUAGCCUGGGGCCAGUCUCGGGCCAACGGUGACCUCAGUGCAUCCAGUACUGACCAUCUCUGCAGCGCGGAGGCCACCGGGCAGACGGAGGAGGUGGUCCACGGGCAGCUCCGGCCAGAGUCCAGUCCUGCCUCUGCGGCCCAAGAUGGGCAUCGCCCCCCGGGCUCUGCACCUCGCCCCAUCUCCGGGGUCAAGGAGGAUGCCUUGAGCCACACCGGCCCCAGCCAUGCCGCCUUCAACGCUGCUCCCCCAAACCCCCGAGCCGAGAAGUACAUUAGCUUCAGCCUUCCUCUGCCGCCAGCAGCAGCUGGCUCGGGGACCCCGGGCCAGCCGGCAGCCUGCCCCGUGCACCCCGGCCCUCGGCUCUCCAGCGAGGACUCCGACAGCGACUAUGAACUUUGCCCGGAGAUAACCUUCACCUACACGGAGGAGUUUUCAGAUGAUGACCUGGAGUAUCUGGAAUGUUCCGAUGUGAUGACGGAUUACUCUAAUGCCAUUUGGCAACGGAGUCUGCAAGGGGCCGAGCGGGUUUUUUUAUUAGAAAGCGAUGACGAAGAGCCGGAAUUCGGCGAGCGGGGCCUGGAGGGAUGCGAGCCGCUGGACAGUGACACGGGCUGUGGACCGGGGGUGUCGGGUGACACGGCGCCUAUGGAUCCCACCCCAGACGACGUCUGUGGUCAUCACUCACAGCCCCGAGAAGUGGGGGUGAGGAGUCACCCGGGCUCCCCCCACCGUCCCUCAUCCCCCAUGACCCUGGCUCGGGGACCUCAGCAGGCUGGAAUGUCCACGGUAGCGGACCAGCGGGGCUAUAAACGCCCCGCGGCGUCCGGGGCCGCGGGAAAUGAUUAUCCAGGAAUCCCGGGAGAAACCAGAGCCGGAGAGGAAUUCGGCAGUGACAAGCUGCUGAACAUGGAGGAAGCAGGAGCGGGGACCGAGUCCCGUGAGCCGGAGGCAACAGCGGGGAGAGACCGGGGUGUGGAACCCGAAACCAAGGGGAGAGCCGGGGAGAAGGGACCGUUGGGAAAGAGGAGCUCCGAGAAGCCUUCCCGGGGGAAGCGACCGGGAACGAAGGGCAAAGUGAAGAAGCUCAAAGGAAGUAUCCCCAGAGCCCCGCCCGACCAGCUGCUGGGGCCCCCAGAGCCAGCUAAGCGGCCGCCCCUGGCCCCGGCUGGCAGCGGCGAGGGGCCCCGUGCCCCGGCAGAAGCCGCCCUUCCCGAUGCUGAGGCUGCCGGAGAAGGCGUUUCUCGGUCCCCUGUGCAGCCAGAGGCCCCCCCGCUGCAGACCCAGCAGUGCUCCCUGCCCCAGGACGCCGGUGUGGAGGGCAGAGGGCAGGCUGGCUCUGAGCACCUGCCGGAAACAAGCCCAGCUCUGGACAGGAAUGAUCGCCCACAGGCGGAGACCCAGGCUCCACGCGGGGAGACGGACUCCCGGGGCCCUGCGGGGGAGCAGGAGGAAUCCGAGGGGCACGCCAAGACCCAGACAGGUUCUGUCCCCAGCGGACAAGGGCCCAGCAGGGAGCACAUGCCAGGAGCCCCGCUCCCGGGGGCCGAGGGCUGCGCUGGGGACGGGAGGCUGGGAGAGAACCCCGACGGCGGACACCCGACGCCUGCUGCAGCCGGCACCGACCCGGGUCCCGCCCCGAGUGUCCCCGAGGCCAGUGAUGGGCCCACGGUCAUGGCUGCGGCUGUCCACCUAGAGGGCCGUAGGGAGCUGGGGGAGCCCCGUGUGGAAGCCCCAGGACCCCCUGCGUCCCCAGACACUGCCCCUGCCCUGGACACGGCUCAUCCUGGGCCUGCAGGCGGAGAAGCAGCGUGUCCAGAAGGGCAUUUCAGGACAGACGGCCAGGGCGUGGGCCAGAGCCCAGACUCCCCCACUGGAGACCCCGUGGGUGGGCGGUUGCCCCCGGAAGUGUCCCCUCUGGAUCUGGAGCUGGCGGAGAGAGAAGACCAAGUGCUCGAAGACUUCGACCCCAGCGCUGAGGGACUGGAUGUCCCUCCCCGAGACGGCCAGGGUAUAGACGAGAGCCCAGACUCCCCCACUGGAGACCCCACGGGUGGACAUUUGCCCCUGGAAGUGUCCCCUCUGGACCUGGAGCUGGUCGAGGGAGAAGACCAAGUGCUCGAAGCCUUCGACCCCAGCGCUGAGGGACUGGAUGUCCCUCCCCGAGAUGGCCAGGGCAUAGACGAGAGCCCAGACUCCCCCACUGGAGACCAAGUGGAUGGACAUUUGCCUCUGGAAGUGUCCCCUCUGGACCUGGAGCUGGUCAAGGGAGAAGACCAAGUGCUCGAAGCCUUCGACCCCAGUGCUGAGGGACUGGAUGUCCCUCCCCGAGAUGGCCAGGGCAUAGACGAGAGCCCAGACUCCCCCACUGGAGACCAAGUGGAUGGACAUUUGCCUCUGGAAGUGUCCCCUCUGGACCUGGAGCUGGCCGAGGAAGAAGACCAAGUGCCUGAAGCCUUUGACCCCAGCGCUGAGGGACUGGAUGUCCCUCCCCGAGAUGGCCAGGGCAUAGGCCAGAGCCCAAACUCCCCCAGUGGAGACCCCACGGAUGGACAAUUGCCUCUGGAAGUGUCCCCUCUGGAUCUGGAGCAGGUCGAGGGAGAAGACCAGAUGCCUGAAGCCUUUGGCCCCAGUGCUGAGGCGCUGGGUGUCCCUCCCCAAGAUGGCCAGGGCAUAGACGAGAGCCCAGACUACUCCCCCACUGGAGACCCCAUGGAUGGACAAUUGCUCCCGGAAGCGUCCCCUCUGGACCUGGAGCUGGCCGAGGGAGAAGACCAGGUGCCCGAAGCCUUCGACCCCAGCGCCGAGGGGCCGGGUGUCCCAUCCCGAGCAUCAGCUGCAGCACCGACACCCACCAGCCCCCAGAGCGGCCAGGACCCCCGUGAGGACGUGCGCCCCAUUUCUCCGGGCCCUGCCUGCAGCCUGGGCUCCCCGCUGGCCCAGGAGGACUCCCCAGGGGAGACUGUUCCCCGGGGGCCAAGCCGCAGCGUCUCGGCGGGGCUGGGGGGAGGGUGUCCUCAGGCUCCCGAGGACAGCUCUCCCUCGGGAGAGUGCCUUGGGGCUCCCCCUGAGAGCCCGGGGGAGACAUGUCCCCAGGAAACCCUGGCACCACCUAGGACCUCUCUGGACGGCCUGCAGGUGGCGGGGGACACAUUGGUCACGGUCACUCCCGGCUGUGGCCGGGCUGACAGCCCGGAGGGGUGCUCCCCUCAGGCCCCGGGGGAGGACAGCCCCCGACUGCCUCCCGCUCCCGCUCUAGACGUUCUCCCCGCCGAACCCCCGGAAGAAGGGUCCUGCCUGGUUCCCGCAGGGCCAGACAUCCCCGUGCUUGUCACGGGGUCCCCAGAGGGCACGGGGUCCGGGAGUGACUCCCCUCUUGAGGUUGGCCAUGAGCUCCAGGCAGAGGGCGGAGUGGACAGCGGGGGCCUCCGGGGGCAUCCCCCGGAGCAAGGAGGGGCAGUGGCACCAAGCGAGCCCGUGGGGGGCACGGGGACCCCUCCUCCUCCUCCUGGCGACGACGUCCAAGCAGAGCCGCCCCCAAUGGCCCCUGAAGGGGCCGCUGCUCCCCAGCACUGCCCGGCCCCACCCGAGCCUGCGGUGCCCCUCAGCCCGCUCGCCUCCCUCUCUCAGGCCCUGCUGGGGGCGUGGGAAGGGGGUGCCGCGGGGCCAUGGGGCGCAGGCAGGAAGCUGAAGAUCAUAACACUCGAGGCCCCCCUUCCCGAUGGCCGGACACUGGGGCUGCCGGACGCCGACUUCGGGGCAUCGGGAAAGGACCCCUCAAUCGCUGACAGGGUCCCUGCGCACACAGCCAGGGGGGUCUCAAUCCCCCUGGGGGCCCCCGGGGACCCGGGUGCUCAGAGUCCUGUGUCCGGGGUGGUCCCUAUCCCGGCCAGCGCCACCCCUGGGAGCCAGCAGCCCCCCCUGCAGCCUGUGAGCCCCGAGGGGCUCCUGGAGUCGUCCGUGGACCCCACGGAUGAAGGUGAAUUCUGUGGCACCAGGGGGCUCCCCGAAGCCCCCCACACCGGAGAGAAGGUGGACGGGGGCCUCGGGGGUGCAGAGCCAGAGAGCCCCAGAAGCCCUGGGUCCGGCCCCGGGUUCCUGCAGCGGCUGCUGACCCGGGCCGGCCUCCUCAAGUCCUCUGUGGACCCCCUGGAGGAGACCCUGGAAGCUCCCAGAUGCAGGGUGGGGGAGCACGAGGGGGCGGAGGCCGUUUCCGGAGUCAGCCGAGAAGACAGCCCGCGCAGGGAGAAAGCUCCGGGGCCCCCUAGACAGCACCCCCUUUUGCAAGCCCCAGUCCCCCACGAAGGGGAAGAAGUGGCCCCCCAAGGAAACCAAAGUCCAGCCGGCCGUGAGAUGGGAGCGGACAGGCACCACGUCCAGGACCAAGGCCCCGGGGCGCAGGCUAGAGCCCCCCAGCCUGUGUCUUCUGGCCCCGCAGGAAGAGGGGCUCUCAAGAACAAGCGGGGGGCCGACGGGCCCUUCCCGGGUGUCCUUGCUCCGUCUACCCCCAUCCCAGACGGCCCGCCGAGCCUCCCGCCCCAGGACCCUGCCUCAGGGGGCGCCCUGGUCGGGGGAAGCCCAGCGGCCUGUGCCUCCCUGUCGCCCCCCAGCCCCGUGGGUGCUCAAGCGCCCGCGACACGGAGGGCCCGGGACCCCACCCUGGGCGGCAGGACCAGGACGAGGGACGCUGGGGAGCCCAGCCACGCUCCCCCGGGGCCAGAGGUGGUGAGGAAGAAGAGGCCCGAGCCCCCGGGCAGCGGGCACCUCGCCGAGGGCGUCAAGAAGAAGAUUCUGUCCCGGGUGGCAGCCGUGCGGCUGCGGCUGGAGGAGAAGGAGAAUGACGCCCGGAGGGGCUCGGCCCCACCCCGCAAGGGCCCCGCGCUGGACAGGAAGGAGCCCAGGAAGCCGGCCGGCAGGCGGGCAGGGAAAGCCCCGGUAUUGCUGAGGAAGAUCCAGGCCGAGCUGCUGCCAGACCACCCCGGGAACCUGCAACUAAGUUGCCAGUUUGCAGAAAUCCACGAAGACUCCACCAUCCGGUGGACAAAGGACUCAGAGUCAAUAGCCCAGGUGCAGAGAAGCGCAGGGGACAAUUCCACGGUGUCCUUGGCCAUCGUGCAAGCCAGUCAGAAGGACCAGGGCCUCUAUUACUGCUGCCUCAACAACAGUUUCGGGAAAGCGACGGCAGAAUUUCACCUCACCGCGCAAGUCCUGCAAGAGCUCUCCAGCUGCCCGGAUGUUAAAAGGUGCGAGGAGAUCGAGUUCAGCCAGCUCCUCUUCCGAGAGGACUUCCUGCGCGACAGCUACUUCGGGGCGCAGGUGCGCGGCCGCAUCGCCACGGAGGCGCGGCACUUCGGCGAGGGCGUGCACCGCAAGGCCUUCCGCAGCCGCGUCCUGCACGGCCUCCCGCCCGUCUUCCAGCCCGGCCACGCGUGCGUGCUCAAGGUGCACAACGCCGUGGCCUACGGGACCAGAAGCAACGACGAGCUGGUGCAGCGCAACUACAAACUCGCCGCCCAGGAAUGCUAUGUCCAGAAUACUGCCAGGCACUACGCCCAGAUCUACGCGGCGGAAGCACAGCCUCUGGAAGGCUUCGGGGAAGUGCCAGAGAUCAUUCCUAUUUUUCUUAUCCACCGACCUGAGAACAACAUCCCCUAUGCGACCGUGGAGGAGGAGCUGAUCGGGGAAUUUGUCAAGUAUUCCAUGAGGGAUGGGAAGGAAAUCAACUUCUCGAGAAGAGACUCGGAAGCUGGUCAGAAAUGCUGCACCUUCCAGCACUGGGUCUACCAGAAGACGGGCGGCUGCCUGCUGGUCACGGACAUGCAGGGGGUCGGGAUGAAGCUGACCGACGUGGGCAUCGCGACGCUGGCCAAAGGGUACAAGGGGUUCAAAGGCAACUGUUCCAUGUCCUUCAUCGACCAGUUCAAGGCGCUGCACCAGUGCAACAAGUACUGCAAGAUGCUGGGGCUGAAGUCCCUGCAGAGCCACAGCCAGAAGCAGAAGAAGCCCAGCUGCGGUGUGGGGAAGGUGGAGGCCGCCUCCAGGAAGCCCGCCCCGGGCAGCCCCGCUGAGAAGCAACCCUGAGGGCCCGGGGCGCAGCGCCCCCUGCCGGCCACACUGCGCAGGCGCUUGGGCCCACCUGUGCUCCCCAGCGGUGGUCCUGGCUCCGCGCCUGUCCCCUCGAUCUGCACCCCCGGGGCGUGGGGCAGGCCCUGCCGCCAGACUCCAGGAGGCGCCCCCCACUUGGCCUUCGCCCAACCGCCCCCCGUUCCCGCGCGCGCCCCGUUAGCGCCUGGCCCCGCGAUGGGAUGUGGGCGCCUGCCGAGCAGAGCUGCCCCCACCCGCCCUCCCCACCCCUGCUCCUCUCCCGAGGUUUCUAGACUCGUCCUGCCGCCUAUGGAACCACGAGACCCGAACUCCUUCCUGCGGUCAAGGCCGCUGCCGGUGUGUGGAACACAGGCCGCCUGGCCGGCUCCCCCUCAUCCUCACUUCCCGCUUCA
Molecule: messenger RNA, 7309 nt
Organism: Sorex araneus (European shrew)
Lineage: Eukaryota; Metazoa; Chordata; Mammalia; Eulipotyphla; Soricidae
Gene: ALPK2
Product: alpha kinase 2
Exons: 13
Coding region: 357-6893 (2178 amino acids)
Biological process (GO): protein phosphorylation
Molecular function (GO): protein serine/threonine kinase activity; ATP binding
Source: RefSeq, a predicted model, not a curated record